This is a messenger RNA of Symbiodinium necroappetens, 1817 nucleotides long. The record is from the annotation of a GenBank genome assembly. NCBI's taxonomy places the organism in Eukaryota, Dinophyceae, Suessiales, Symbiodiniaceae.
GCUCCUGGGACCCAGGACCUUUCCUUUCGGACGAGCUUUACAUGGCCUACUGCGAGCCGAGGACCCUUCUGAGGUUGCUGCGCUGGCCAGAUUGUGGGAUUCUUUGGGCUUGCUUCGCCUUGCUCCUUCCCGAACCCGCCCCGGACCGUGACAGGAUGAUCAUUGACAGAAGGGGUCAGAACUAUGCUGAGUGCAGGCGUCAGGCUAUAUACUGCGCGGCCACGGAUAGUCUGCUGUGUGCAAGCUUGACGCGUUCUCUUCUUUGCUUCCUCCGUGCCCUCUUGGCCGCGAGACUCGUCUGGACUGCCUUUCAGAUCAUCCUCGUCCCGAUCUUCGGGACCCGGAGAUCAGUUGGGAGUGGAAUUCGGGACGGCAGCCCACGGGUGUUUGUUGGAGGUACCGCAGGGGCUCAGGGAUUAGUGAUCGAUGACUUUUUCUCGGUCAGUGUUCAUGACGACGCCGACUCCUCUGCUCCAGGCUGUUUGGGACACCUCGCCACUGCCAAGGCCAUCUACGCCUCUGAAGGUUUGGCCGGGUCUGAUGAUAAGGAUGUUCUAGGGUCGACCUUCGCAAAGAUUGCUGGAGGGGAACUGAAUUCCUCUUCGGGUGCCCGGGCUCAGGGUUUGAUCACUAUUGCCGCUCCGGCUUCAAAGAGGGUUGCUCUUUCGGUGGUGACGUUGGAGGCUGCUAGGUUUCAGCAUGUCACUGACGUUUUGCUGUUGUCGAUGCUGGGUAGCUGGACGUCCGCGGCCUUGUUCAGGCCGAAGCUUUAUGGGCUUUCAAGGCCCGCUGCUCAGGAGCUUGUGAUCAUGAGCGUGCUCUCUACCUUGGCGGCUUCGGAAAUUUCUGCCCCUCUUAGUCCCCUCCUUUUUGCUACGGAUGCUUCUGAGCAUAAAGGAGGGUACGUCGCGGCCGACGUUGGAGCUGAAGUUAUUCGGUUUGAUGAUCGGGAAGUCGUUGACCUGAGGCUCCUUCGUGACUCCUUUGUCCCCACUCCCUCCAGACCUCUGGCCUUUUUCUUCGACUUUCUUGAGGUCUCCAUCAAGGUGAGCCCUGUCUAUGACAUCAUGCAGCUCAGGUUUGGGUCGUGGCCGUCUUGGAGAUCGGCCUCGCUUCCCAAAGGUAGCUGGCCUGGCCAGCCUAGGUCUGUACGUGCGCUUUCUGCAACGACUCUGCCGUUGGUGUACGGUCCAGGCCUCGAGAGCUACGUGCUCAACGACAUAGUGACUUCCGUCACUUGGCGCGACGGUGACUCUUGGUAUUGGCCCUAUGAGGAUUGUCGUGCUGGUCGAUUCCUCAGCCUCACGCCCAUUCUUCGCAAGAUUGGGGCUCUGUGCCUUGCUGCUGGUCUUUUCCCAGUCUACCACUACGCCCUUGGAAUCAUCGUUUUGGACUUCACUUUCGAUAUAGAUCUCGCUGAUCUCUUUGAUCUGCAGCCUCAGACUACUCGAAAGCUGAACCUUCUGCUGACGCGCUACGGGCGAGAACUCUUCGAAGCUGGCUGGCCCUACUCUCACUACUCGGAGGUCAUCAAUGCCGUUUCUGGAAAAGAACCUGCCUUGCGAAGAAGCCUACAACCAGCGUGGGAUUUGGCUUUUGCUUGGCUCCGUGAGGAACCUCACUCUCAUCACGUUGCUCUUCCCUGGCAGGUUCUCCUGGCUAUGGUCACGACUUCCAUCAUGUGGGGUUGGCCUCGGGUUGCUGGCAUGCUGGCCCUUACCUGGGGCGCUUUGAUGCGAGUCGGCGAGACGCUAGCAGCAAGGCGAAGAGACCUGCUCCUUCCUUCAGACGUUGGCGACACGGUGUCCUAUGGCCUG